This is a messenger RNA of Electrophorus electricus (electric eel), 4980 nucleotides long. RefSeq names its product syntaxin binding protein 6 (amisyn) (gene stxbp6). Gene Ontology annotation, biological process: Golgi to plasma membrane transport; regulation of SNARE complex assembly; exocytosis. The record is from RefSeq and is a predicted model, not a curated record. Gene Ontology annotation, molecular function: phosphatidylinositol-4,5-bisphosphate binding. Gene Ontology annotation, cellular component: plasma membrane; exocyst. Lineage: Eukaryota; Metazoa; Chordata; Actinopteri; Gymnotiformes; Gymnotidae.
CUGCUCGCGAAGCCCACACUGCUUUCCCCCUCUCGAGACAGAAACAGGCUGUUCGCACUGUGGGGGCUCCGUGGAGACUCCCGGCACGCCGCUCCAGUGACCUCUAAUUGCAGAAUCGAAAUGCUAUUCUCCAGUGUGGCCAGAUAACGCCAUCUAGACACAGGAGCUCGGGUCCACCACCUUCCAGAUUCUGAACGCGGACCUCACGAGAAGUCUACACGUGGGGCGUAACACAGCUGAUCGACCCAGGGUGAAGAGUGUGGAACCUCAUUCCCAGUCAUCUGAACAGGCCACAAUGAGUGCUAAAUCAGCCAUCAACAAGGAGAUCUUUACCCCGCACGAUGAGAGGAUGUUGGCAGCUGUGCAGGUGAAGAGGAGGACGAAGAAGAAGCUCCCCUUCCUGGCGACAGGAGGCCAGGGCGACUAUUCCACUUUCAUCUGCCUGUCAGUCACUAACAGGAAGCCGACACAGGUCUCCAUCACGAAAGUAAAGCAGUUCGAGGGCUCUUCCUCCUUUAUCCGGAGAUCCCAGUGGACCCUCGACCAGCUGAGGCAGGUCAAUGGCAUCGACCCCAACAGGGACGGCCCGGAGUUUGACCUGAUGUUCGAGAACGCCUUCGACCAGUGGGUGGCCAGUUCAGCUGGGGACAAGUGCAUGUUCGUUCAGGUCCUGCACCACACCUGCCAGCGCUAUAGUGCCGACAGGAAGCCCGAGUUCGUCAACUGCCAGUCCAAACUGCUGGGAGGUAACAGCAUCCUGCACUCUGCGGCGGACAGCGUGACCAGCGCCGUGCAGAAGGCCAGCCAGGCUCUUAACGAGCGCGGGGAGAGGCUGGGCCGCGUGGAAGAGAGGACCGGAGACCUGAUGAACAGUGCCCAGCAGUUCGCCGACACGGCACACAAGCUGGCCAUGAAGCACAAGUGUUAAACUACGCACAGUUCUGCCAAGGAUCGCUGGCUCCUAUAUGGUGGAUGGAUUUUUGUCUACGUGCUGUUCUUUGAAACAAACGAUUUCAAAAUAUUAGAAUUAUGAGAGUUUUAUUUAACAUCUUCCUGAGUAUUCCUGAAGGGGAGUUGAAACUGAUGUAUGGGAUGGCUCUGGCCCUCCGACUGUGAGAAGAACCAGCUUUAGGGCAUUUCAUUUUUCCUGGUUCAUGUAGAGAUGAUGGUUAAUUCUGAUAAUAAUUUGUGUUGCAUUCUGAUCAGUUAACAUUGUAACAAGGACAAAACAAAAUACCGUUAGCUUUGGCCUAAAGGUUUUAUUGCAUCCCUGUAUUCCUAAUACAUCUCACAAUAGCGGUGUAAUACAUUUCAAAGCCAACAAUGGCUAUUGGAUGCUUCCAUUUUUAGAGAGGGCUGACAUUUAUUUUAAAGUGAUUUGGCAGUAUCACUGCUUGAAGGACAUCGACUCUAUAGUUUUUCCCCCUGACAAACUUUUUGGAUAUAUGAUGAAUAUGCUGUAUUCUGAGAGGAUUUGAUGGAAUCAGAUACUGGUAUUUAAAAAAAAAAAUUUUUUUGAUCUUUUCAUAUAUUUUCACAACUUUAGAGUUACAUCUUUAAAUGUAGUCAGAAUUAUAUUCGAAGUGAAAUUAAAAUAUUAAUCAAGUUAUGCAGUUGGGUAUUUAGUCUAUGAAAUUUGCAAAUCUCUCAAAGACGAGCAGUAUAGAGGCAAUUACUUUUGUUAGAAAAUAAGUGAAACAUCAGUAGAGAACAUUUAGGUUUGGCUAUUUUAAUUGGUUCUUGUUUUUAAGGAACGAGCCAUGAGCAGAAUGUGCCAUUUUAAGCUUUAUGAAGAUGAUUAAAGAAAAAUGGUAUUAGAUCAGGCUCGUAUUGUUUUGUAUGAUGUCUUGGUUAAAUAGUUGAGGUAACUUUCUUCUUAGCAAACUAUGAAAAUGUUGCUUGCUAUACCUUUUUAAAGCAUAGGUUCUCAUUGUUCAUAAUGUACUUCAAAACAGUUAGGUAUAAUGUGUGUAAAUAUUUAUCAGGAAUAUGUAUUCAAUAUCACAGGUUACUUUAGUAUUUAACAUGUUACUUCUAAACUAACAUUUGUUUAUACUGCCAUCAUAAAUGGUAUUUUACCAAUAUUUGCUAUUUUUAAUUCAGUAACAGUACGUGUCCCAUGAUUUUAUUGAAUGAGUAGAAUGUUAACAUUUUGUUUUUCUUAUUUUUUUUAUUUUUUUUUGUAAUUUUUGGUCAAACACUUACAAUGAGCAUUUUAUGAAGACUUUUAUUUUUAAAUGUGACCCAUCUUGGUUUUGCCCUUGCUUGUGGUUCUUCAUACCUGUAGCUGUACUGUGUUUAAUGGGUCUCCUCGAAGUAUUUAACCGCAGACGCCCGGCGUGCUGGCCUGGUUUAUUCGGUUUUCUUCCCUAACUUCAACAUGCGGUUGCGAGGCACUGGCAUCUUUAGCUUGAGCAUCACCAAUCCCUAUUUUCUUUAGAAAAAAAGGUUAGAACCACUUUUUGAGGUGGUGUUUAUGUUAAUAAAAGUGUAAAAUACCGUUGUACAUUAUUACCUAACCUAUACCAUAAUUUUGUCAAAGUUUAGCGACAUUGCCUCCGUAUUUCCUCCUGUGGCAUCAGAUUUUGUUGUAAAUUCUUUUCUUACCUUAUGUAGUUGCAUUUGGGACUCAUUUUAUAGUUCCGUUAACUGUUCAAUAUAUAGACUUUGUCUACCAGGACUUAGUUUAUAAAUCUAAUUAACAAUUACAAUAGUUUUUUAACUUCAUAAAUUGUAUUGUUUGGAUAAUGAUGAUAUAUUUCAAUGUUCAGUGGCUCUGAAAUCAACUACUUUGUAUGUUUAUUAGUAAUUCCACAGUUUCAACACCAGGAGGCUCUAGCACAUCAGUUUCUCGCUUUCGCCCCUCUGAUGCAACUCGCUUGCAUUAUCAAGCUGUACGUGAGCUCUUACCACACUUGCUCUGAGCUUUCAGUUUGAAUAGAUGUGUAAAGUCUGCCUCUAUAGCUAAUCUAGGUGUUUUUAGACCUACUGUAGCCGUUCGUCACGGGUCAUCUUAACGGCAGUGUUAAGGUAGAAUCCACACACCUUCACAGUGCAACUGAAGAUAAUUGAAAAAACAAGUGAAGAUGAUUUUAGUAAUUUAUUCAAUUACAUGCACUAUUUUUUCUGACCGAAAGUUUCUUACUUUAGAUGCUUUAGUUUAUCAGGCACAGUUUUUGAGACUAGGUGACUUUAUUGACAAAGGCACUACUUUUGAAAACUAACAAAUAUAUUUUAUUUCUUUUAAUACAUUUAUACAAUCUUAGUGACAAUUUGUUUUUAUUCAUAAAUGAAUUGUGUAUAAUGUUGUAUAUUCAAAAAUCUAUCUAAAAUUUUAAUUCUACCCCCAUUGAAUCCCUCCCAAUUAAAAAUAUAUUUUAUACAUGAGGUUUUAUUUCUUAACAUAGUUUGCUUUUUAAUCAAAUUAGCAAGUUACCGUAUCCUAUGACGGUAGAUUGCUAAAUGUAGUAUUAUAAGGCUGUCUAAUUUGUGAAUAAAUUUCUCAUGGUACAGAGUGCCCUGCCCCCGUUUACGUUUCGUAGUGCACACACACCUGAUUACACUAAGGUGUGUGUAGCCUUAAUUCGUUUUUAGUUCUCUGUAAAUCUGCCUCUCCUGGUAGAAUGUGGUCAGAGGCAGGAGAACAGAACCCCUGGUGUGCAGUUCUGUGUAUUCCGGGCAUAACGGUGUUGCAGUAUUGGCUUCAGUGGUUGUUGCUGUAAUACAGUUUACGUUAUUUAACACUAGUGGACUUUAAAGGCGAUCAGGGACAGCAACCCCACGCUGCUUCUGUGUUGCUGUGUGUUGUCUGUUUCUUCUCAGUGACGUUUUUUGUCUUUCUUUUUUUUUUAAUGGUUUGUUUUUUGUUUUUUUGUUUUAUUAAAAAACUGCCACUUUACACUAAUAAUUCAGAACUCCUACCAGUUAUAUAAAAGAAUGAUGAAGUACUUAGACACUAGUUAUAACCCUAACACUUAGUUUCACUGGGAUGCUGGCACUGUGCUAACUGCCUGGAAUUCCACGAAUAUCAGUGUGGUCUGGGACUACAUGUCUUCUGAGUAUAGUUUUGUUAUUCAUUCCACUCACCUUCCCAUCAUUUAACUGAAACUUACCAGACACCUUAAACAAUUGUUCUGUCAAUGCUACAAGUUGGAAAGCCCUUUUUGUGUACAGAGCCUCUCUUCCGUUUCAUUUGUUAUUACACUCAUGGGUUGUUGUAAAUUUGUCUAAAACACUUUUGAGACAUCAGUUGCACACACAAAGGAUUGUCAUGUUCAUACUGUUUUUGUUCCAAUGUAAAGGGCCUGUACAUUGUUUUUGUUCCAAUGUAGCACCAAGACAAUUCAUACUGUAAUUGUGGUCACAUGACUUUCGUGUGAUUUUCCUAUUGAGUUUAGUAAAUUGUAAAUAUUUGGUUUAUUAUAUGUAUGAAUGGUGCUGAGACUAGGCAGACACGUUCCCACAAUGCACUCCUCUCUUGCAGAAAACAUGCCCUCCAUACAUUCCAAGGCGAUCUUUUGUGUAGUCUCAUGAUAACACACAGUUGUAGAUGUGUGUACGUCAACCCAUACUAUUUGAUUUUGAGUACAUGUGUGUUGUCUAAUGUAUGAUUCUUCCAUGAGGAGUUUCUUCCUGGUAAUGUGUACUCUGGAAAGAUUUGCCAAAGACUCCAUCACACACAAUAAAUAAAAAUUCCAAAGCUUCCUAUUAACAAGUGAAACACACACCUUGUUUCUGACAGAACAGUUUCCUUUUGAAAUUCUGUUACAGGUUUAAUGUGUAAAAUGAUCUCAUUCAAGGGUCACAGUAAACCACAGGGGGACAUCCUCUAAUGAAAGUGUCCACACUCUUUACUGGUUGAUUUCCUGCAGGAGCAGUAUAUGAUGAUCAUAUGUCAUGCGUGUGCCAGGGUGGUCUAUGUGUUUUGUGCUGCUGUACGCUCUAUGGAAGUUUUCCUCUGAAUAAAUGUUCUGAGUAACA